UUGGCAGCGCCCGGCGCGCCGGCCCCGCGUUCCUGGAAAGUUCUUGGAAAUGGAUCAGAGGCGUUUCCACGAACACGCGCGGCGGUGGCCCCACACGGCUCCCCCUCCCCUCCUCUCCUCUCCUGUCCCCUCCCUGCCUGCCCUGGCUGCCCGCCGGGAGGGCUCCGCUCCCCUCCCUCGCUCCCUCCCGGGCCAUGGCAGCAUGGACGCGGCCGUGCUGGACACAGCUAUUUUUACCUUCUCUCUUUUUUUCCCCCCCCUCCCCUCGUGGCUGAUAUAGGAAGAGUGAUGCGAACACAAUACGAUUCCAGGAAUCCCUCACUUCCUGGAACAGAUUAAAAGGGACACACAAAAGAUUACUAAGGAGGUUUGUCUUUUUUUUUUUUUUUUUUUUCACGGAGCUUCAUUUCUCCGGAGCCAGCGCUGAGACAGGUCGCUGCUCCGGCUCUUCCCGCACCACUCGGGGAGAUCUUAUUUAUUGGUACCUAUUUAUUACUGUUUCAGAGUGCUCUGAAGGAAGAUCACUUCCUCUUUAAAUAUAUGUAAUUUCCUAUUUCUCUGGUUAUUUUUAAUUUUCUUUUGGCUGCUGUUUUCUGGAAAGCAGAACAAGAAUAUAUUAUUUUUCUCUAAAGCACUGAGAGUGCACUCAUUUUCUUGGCCAAAGUUGCUGAAGUCUUUGUCGGACAGCUUGUCUUCUGCUUGGCUUUCCCUGUGUCUGAAACAACCUGCAGAAGGGGUUUGCUGGGACUCGCCAGCCUUCCCUCACCGUGAACCCCAGCUGGAGGCUGAACUCGCUGCUUCGGGGAAGCAAAGAAGGCAAGAAGAGGAGAAAUCAUUUCCCAUCUUCUUGAAGACCUAAUGCUUUUCCCUUGGUCCGGGAGUGACAUGAUCCUCUGUGUUCAGGGACCUCAUCCUUUGCUGGCAGAGGAAAAGCUCAGGAGACUGUCACUCAGGGGCAUUGAGGAGUUGUCAGAGCCCAUCAUGCAGCCUCUCCCAGUUAUGGCCUUCCAGGAGGAGUCUGCACCUGCCCUUGCAGCUCCAGUUCCAGACAGUAACCCACCUCAGACACGGGACCCUGAAGAAGACCUUCUCUGCAUUGCAAAAACCUUCUCCUACCUGCGAGAAUCUGGUUGGUACUGGGGUUCCAUCACUGCCAGCGAGGCCAAGCAGCACCUGCAGAAGAUGCCCGAGGGCACGUUCCUGGUGCGGGACAGCACCCACCCCAGCUACCUGUUCACCCUGUCCGUCAAGACCAACCGAGGGCCCACCAACGUGCGCAUCGAGUACACUGACAGCAGGUUCCGCCUGGACUCCAACUACCUGUCCAAGCCCCGCAUCCUGGCCUUCCCCGACGUGCUCAGUCUCAUCCAGCACUACGUCACGUCCUGCAGCACGGAGAGCAAGAGCGAGGCUCCCUACCCGCCCCCGGCCCCCCUCCCUCCCCUGCAGAAGGAGAUGGCAGCAGCUGCAGUGCACCUGAAGCUGAUCCGGCCGCUGUGCCGCAAGGACAGCAUUCCCAGCCUGCAGCACCUGUGCCGCCUGCGCAUCAACAAGUGCACGGCUGACGUGGAGCAGCUGCCCCUGCCCCGGCGCAUGGCGGAGUACCUGAAGCAAUAUCCUUUCCAGCUCUGAAGUGUGGCUGCUCUCUCUCAGGCACAAAUGACAGAGACACAACCACGAGAACUUUGUGUCUCCGUCCUGCUAAAGGUGGGCCCGGCCAAGGCCUGAUUGUCAGCAGAGACUGCAUCCAUCUUUCCUCUCCCUUGUCUUCACAUCCAUUCCAGCCCCAGGGAGGAGUGGGUUGUUUCAGUGAGCGGCGGGGCAGCAGCUGAGCUCUGACCCUCAGGCCGUGCUGGCAGUGGCUGUGAGAAGCGCUGUGGGCAUGGCCACACUACUUGAAUGUCAGAGCUGCUGUGACACCGGACACGUUAACGUUGUUAUUUUUGCUAUUUAUUUCCAUGGCAGUUUCUCUCCUCAUGGUAUUUUUAAAGCACCUUUUACUUUAUUGGGGUUUUUUUGUUUCUUUUGUGGAAUUAGAGAUAGAUAAAGGCUCCCAGCCAACUGGCAGCCGAAGCUCUGUGGGAAUUUGGAUUUGGAUUCACAGGCAAACAGCUUCUGUUUGAGCCUGUCCCUGUGACAGGUUACAGGAGUCCACAUCCAAGCUCUCCUAGGCUUCUGGGGUAUGUGAGACUCAGAUGGCUGUAUCCAGACCCACCUCCACAGAGGUAAAGACUAUUUGUUUUUUCUUCUUUAGCUACAGAGGGUAUCAACCUCAGAGCACAGUGGGAACUCCCAGAGAUGGGUGCUGCAUCACACGUGGACAGGAGACUUCUUUGAGAGGAAGCUCUUCUUCCUUGAGAGCUCUAAGCAGAGAUCUGGAUAGUGAGGUUGGGCCAGGGAGCACUCAUCCCAUUUUUUUCCAUCUUCUCCAUCUCCAAAGGAAGUUUGUGACAAAACAUUUCCAAACAAGUAAUUAGAAACAAAAUUUUCUCAUAUGCAGGCAGAAAGAUUUAAUUUCAGAGCACCCUGUGUUUGGCUUGUGUUUUCAAAGUGCUGUUCCCUGACCCUGCCCUUGCCUGAGACACAGGGCAAGAGCGGGGGCUCCUUGAGCAGGGGCUCAGACAGCUCUGCUGGGCUGUACCAGCGACACGCACAGCUUCAGGAUAUUUAUUUAUUUAUUUCUGGGGUAACACUUAGAGGAUCUCAGCCCCCAGAGCUGUCCUUGCUCCCUGCUCCCACGGUGCCAGACUGCAGCUUGCUCUGCUCCCGCCAGCAUUAGUCACCGGCCACAUGGCUUCUGCCAGCUCCAGGCUGGAGCACACACUGGAAACCACAACCAACAUCUCUGUUUGCCAAGGUCCAGACCUCUCCUCCCCCCUGCUCUGACUUGCAUGCUUGUUAUCCAGAAUUAGGCUUUUGCCUCUGGGGUUCCUUCUCACACCCCAUCCCUUUCACCCCCUGCAGAUGAGUCUCUUCCCCUGCUCUUUUACACACAGGAGGGACAGAGAGCAGAUGAGAUCUGCCCCAAACCAGCACAGACAAGUUCCCCCUUCCUGUUCAUUUGCUGAAUCUCAUCAUCUUCCCAGCAAAUUAUUAUGUGGCUUAUUUUGCCCCUAAGACCCUCUGAGUUGUUCUAGCAUGAAUGAAGGAUUCCUUGUUCAUCCCUCCCUGGGACUCUCUCUAAGGCUCUGUAAAGCAGAAUGGACAAACCCCCAGCUGUAGCUGAGUGUUAGAAGAGAAGAUGGAAAAAGAUGGCAUGGUGACCCAGGAGACAAGCUCAAAAAAUGGAUUUCUUCCACCCUAUCUUAAAGCUGCCAAAAGGGACAAGAUGGCCUGAUGUGCUUAGUCAGUGUCCUUUUUUUUCUCUCCAGAUUUAUACAAGUUUGUGCUGUUGCAAGCUUUGUUUUUGAUACUUUGAUGAUAGACAGUGUGCACGUGUGAUGUCAGGUUUGCUUUUUUGGUAUAUCCUUCCCCCUUCCCCUCUAUGGCAGCAACCAUGGGAAGGUACUGAAUGAGAAUGAAAAUACAGAAGGCAAAAAGGAAAACUUAAAAAAAAAAAUAUAAAUGAUAAACCACUGAAAAGGCUUCCUUUUAUCUGAACACCUCUGUCUGCCUGAGGACACUGGGAACAAGGAAACCACGGCUCUCCAAGGAGCAGCAGUGAUCUCAGGAAGCCCACACAGCUCAGCCACAGGCCUGCUAACUACAGCUUGGGAAAGAUCAGUUGGAGAAAUGCACAGCAGGAAAGGGCAGGUUGUUCAGCUCUCUGAAACUUGCCUCCUACUCAGUCUGUUCUCUGGUGGGGGUGAUGGGGAGGGCAAGCUGUGGGUUUGACUCACUGCCCCAGGAGAGCCCAGGAGCUCCUGGCUGACCUAAACUAAAGGCUGUGAGCUCCCACGGGCAGGGACCAGCUCUGUUCUGUGUUUGUUCUGCAUUUAGCACAAUAGGGAUCUCUAGGUGCUACUGCAAUACAACAAAUAAACAAUACAGUUACUCCAAAAAGUCAGUUUCUUCUAUCUUGAGACAGUUUGUUAAAAAUCGUUUGACUCUGGAUUUUAAAUAAACAUUUGAAAUAUA
Messenger RNA from Catharus ustulatus (Swainson's thrush), 4077 nucleotides. It is a transcript of the gene CISH, whose product is annotated as cytokine inducible SH2 containing protein. The record is from RefSeq and is a predicted model, not a curated record. NCBI's taxonomy places the organism in Eukaryota, Metazoa, Chordata, Aves, Passeriformes, Turdidae. The transcript has 3 exons. Gene Ontology annotation, molecular function: 1-phosphatidylinositol-3-kinase regulator activity. Gene Ontology annotation, biological process: phosphatidylinositol phosphate biosynthetic process; intracellular signal transduction. Gene Ontology annotation, cellular component: phosphatidylinositol 3-kinase complex. The coding region runs from base 859 to 1632 and encodes 257 amino acids.